AUGACCCUGCUGGGCAUCGGGAAGCGGCUCUGGCUUACCGUGCCACUCUUGGGGAAGGAGCAUGGCCCUCACCAGAGGUUUCUCUCUUCCCACUGGGGAGCAGUUGUGGCUGUUUACAUGAAGGAGUCCUGGUGGACCACUGAAGAUGUACUAAGAACCUCUGAUCCUGCAAGAGAAGGUCUGAUGAAGGUUCAGUCAUUUGGGGAAAGGAUUGUGCUUUUUAUUCUAAACGUCGUUAUUUUUGGAAGACUGGAGAGGAAUUUGGAUGAUGAUGACAUGUUUUUUUUACCUCACUCUGUGAAGGAGGAGGCUAAAAUUCUGUGGAGAGAUGGAGCAGCUGUUGGAUUUUACACAACCAAAAGGAAAGGCAGCCUGUGUGGUGAUGGCACGGGUGUGUGCUACCUGCUGCCUGUCUUAGACACCGUGUUUGUCCGGAGGAGCCAUCGCCGCCAGGGCCUGGGCCUGGCCAUGCUGAGGGACUUCUGCCAGACGUUCCGAGAGGACGAGGCCCUGGGCAUCAGCUGGCCCAUCUCCCCUGCCAUGUACCAAGUCUGUAGGAAGUUCCUGGCGGCGCAUCCAGAGGAGCGGGGGCGCCUGUGGGAGGCGGAGCCCCCAGGAGCCUGGGGCCAGCGAGUCAACAUCUGGCUGAAGGUUCAGCUUCAACAGGCAAGGCGUCCAGAUUCUCACCCAGGAAAUUCCAAGGAGGAAGUGACUGCUCUUGGGUGCACUUCUCAAGACGGUGGACCCGGAAUAUCCCAUAAUGGAGAAGACAACAAGGAGAGGAUCAGUGGAGAAGAAGUGGAGAAGAAAGAUCAAGAUUGCGCAGUGACAGAAGCAGCUGGGUGGCUUGCGAGAGCAUGCUGGGCUGAGCAGGAGGGGAAGGAAGCCAAGAGGACGGCGGUGGAUGCUGGGCUGCCCCCAGGGUCGUGGCGGAAGCACAUGCGUCCCAGCUCCUAACCCCUAACUCGCAGAGGCUGAGCUGAGUCCACCGAGAGGCUUGCCUAGGCUCCAGGGGACGUGGGUUUGAGAGCUACCUGCCACUCCAUGCUCCUGCCGCUGGGAGCUGGCCUCUGUCCUUGCUGUGCUGUCAUUUGAGGAGCAAAUGACCACACAGACCUUCCUACCUCAGGCUUGAUGUGUGGGCUCAGGUGAUGGGAAGCCUGAGAAGCCCCCCAUUUAAUCCGAAGGUGCUGUACAGGGGCAAGUAAUCAUUUUCCCACGCUCAGAUUUCAGAAGCCCAUUCAUUAAACCUAACAUGGUUUCUCUUGCUCAGGAUGAAUUUGUGAAGACUGCACUGGAACCACAUGACUACGCCUCUUUCUUCAGCACAAGGAAGCCCAGGGCUGCCCCGUCCACACUGCAGAAAUCCCUCUGGGGUUUGCCCACAGCUCUGCUGUAACUGCGAGACCCCAGACACCAGAGGGGUUUCCAAGGAGACAUGUUUCUUUCUGGAGAAGCUUCAGCCACGUCGGAAGAUCCCUGAGGUCAGGACCAGGCUGCCUGGUGCACACCCAGGCCUCUGGCUCACGUCUGGCUGGUGCAGGAGGCGCUCAGAGUGGACUCCAGGCGGGCACCAGGAUCGUAGCAGCACCUACUUCCCAAGGGAACCACCAGAGGGGACUUCAGGCUGAUGGCCCUUCUAUAGUAUUGGUGCCUUCAGCGGACAGGCUUGUGCUAAUAAAGGUGACUGUAAAGGUGACAUCCUGGCCUGCAUGUGACAGCAGCCCCCCUUUCUACAUACCUACACAGCCCUGCUCCAGCACGUGCCCAGCCGCCGUCAGGGUUCCUGCCCCCCCAGACCUCAGUGAGGACA
This is a messenger RNA of Globicephala melas (long-finned pilot whale), 1813 nucleotides long. It is a transcript of the gene FAM169B, whose product is annotated as Protein FAM169B. NCBI's taxonomy places the organism in Eukaryota, Metazoa, Chordata, Mammalia, Artiodactyla, Delphinidae. The record is from RefSeq and is a predicted model, not a curated record.